Molecule: messenger RNA, 2245 nt
Organism: Entrophospora candida
Lineage: Eukaryota; Fungi; Glomeromycota; Glomeromycetes; Entrophosporales; Entrophosporaceae
Source: the annotation of a GenBank genome assembly
AUGGAAAAUCAUGAAAACUCUGCAAGAUUGCAAAAUGGACUUGAAAAUGUCAGUAAUAAUGACAUUGAUUCUGAUAUGAAUUUAGAUCAAAGUGAAGAUAAGGAUUGGACUGUUGUCAAAAGAAAGGAACGUUUUAUUGUUCAAAUUGAAGCUGAAAAUGUCCCUGGUGGUAAUAAUAAUGCAAAACUUGCAUCAGCUUCAAAAGUAUUAUCAAAUAUUCAGCCCCUUGUUGGCUUAAAUAUUAAAUAUAUUAAAGGAAUCAAAUAUAUUGUAGCAACCUUUGGAACAAAAGAAAAUGCAGAUAAGGCAUGUGAACUGCCUUUUGCAGAAAAUAGUGACUUUAAAUUUCAAACACAUAAAGAAAUAUCUGUUCAAGAUUAUCGACAAAGAACUAUUAGCAUAAGAGAUUUACCCUUAACUGCAAAAAAAGAAGUUUUAAUGAAUAUUCUAUCUUCUUAUGGAGAAAUUACAAAUAUUAAAAUGAGAGCACAAGGAACUUGGUAUAAAGCACAAAUUACAUUCAAAGAUAAAGAAUCCAUGAGCAAACUUGGGGAUAAAUGGUCAAUUAUGUACUUAAAAGAUAGUUGUAGAAUUGCACCAUUGGAUGUUACCAAAGAAGAAAUAGACGAAAGAAAUAGUCGUACUCUAAAACUCACUAAUCUGCCAUAUGGCACAACAGCAUAUGAUUUACAUGAUAUUAGUUUAGCAGUAAAGGCUAAAACUUGUUUUAUUACAAGAACAAGACAACAAUACACCAGAAAAAGAUUUGCUUACAUAACUUUUGAAAAUGAUGAAGAUAUGAAAAAUGCAUGUCUGACAAAUUUUGCCUUCAGAAACAAUAAUCUCUCUUGGGAAAGUGAUGAACACAAAACAUGUCAUAAAUGUGGUAACAGUGAUCAUUUAAUAGCUGUUUGUCCAGAAAAAGAAAAAAAUGAUGAAAUUAAACAAAAAAAUGCACGUCUGCAAGGACUUUAUCAUAAAUAUAGAGUUCCUCAGCCAAAAUCAAAUUCACAAAAAGCUCAACAAAGAAUUAUUGAACCAAAUAAUUCAAUUAAAAGAAACAUAGUAGAAAUCAUGAAAAACAUUCAAAAAGAUUUAAAAAAAAUAAUGCUAGACAUAGAAGAAGUAAAGAAGAGAGUAGAAGCAUUGGAGAAUAAUGCUGGCACAAAUUUAUCAAAUACUUCAACUCAACAUAAAACAACUGAAAAUAAAUUUCAAAAUAACUCAUCUAAAGUUAAUUCACAAAAAGGAAAUAAUAAAUUAGAUAUUUCAAUUUUGUCAAAAGGAAAAAAUAUUCCUUCUACAUCCAAACAUACACAAAAAAGAAAAAAAAUGAAUGAAUCAAAAAUUGAUGGUAACUUAUUAAAAAUAGCAAAUCAUAAUGUAAUGGGCAUGAAAGACCCAGUUAAACAAGAACAAAUUAUUAAUACUAUAGAAACUUUACAAUUAGAUGUUUUAGGUUUAUCUGAAACAAAUUUAAAUAAUAGAACUGCGUCACAUAUAUAUAAAAAUAAUAAAAAUUAUUCAUCUUUUUGGAGCUGUUCAGAAGACAAACCAAUAGGUUCUGGGGUUGGGAUAAUUAUACACAAUAAACUAGCAAAAUACAUUCAAAAAUCAACUGAAUUCAAAGGACGUGCAAUAUUUAUAGAUUUAUUUUUACGAGGAAAUGUUAAGAUUAGAAUUAUACAAAUUUAUAACUAUGCAAAUUUAAAGGAACUUGAAAACACAAAUUUCACAGAUGCAUAUGAAAUUUGUCAUGAACAAAAAAUACCAACAUAUAAAAGUGGAGAAAACAGCUCUCGAAUUGAUUUAUGUUGGUUUUCAAAUAAUUUGCUAUCAGACUUCCUUUAUUGUAGCAACUAUCACAUUUAUUUAUACCCGUCAGAUCACAAUAUGAUCAUCACAUACUUUUCAACUGAUGGUAUAUUAAAAUAUCAACAAGAAGCCAAAGCUAAACGUUAUCAAACUAAGAGAAGAAUUUUUAAAUAUGAUAAUAUGUCCAAAGAAAAAUGGAAAGACUUUGCAAACUACUCUAAUGAAUUAUUAAAAAAAAGUUUCUUGUAUAAAGAAAAUGCUAAGAUAAUUAAUCAAAUAACACUUGACAAAACAUGGAAUAAAAUUAAAGAGAUAAUUUUGCAAGCUGCAGAAAAACACAUUCCCUAUAAAUGGACAACUAAUAUAAAAUCAAAUCAAAAAGAUAAAUCACCAGCAUUAAAACAACAUUAUUUUCAUUUAAAAUCUAUCA